AAAUGUAAACAUGGCGACUUUUAGCGUUACCAUUUUUAUGGUACUGUGUUUUCAUGCGGCUAGAGCGCAUUUCUGUGACGAAGGGUUCUACGGCCACAAGUGUGAACACAAGUGCGGAAACUGUGUGGGGGGCCCCAUCUUCUGUGACGCCGCCCAGGGUUUCUGCGUGAACGGCUGUACCUGGGGCUACCAGGGGGACACCUGCAAGGAGAAGUGUAACGCCGGUACCUAUGGAAUCUCCUGCACAGGGGUGUGCUCACCCCACUGUAACGACACCACUUGCCAUCACGUGACCGGGGAGUGCUGGGACAAGGGGUGCCACCCCGGGUACACGGGGCCCAAGUGUACUGAGACGUGCCCCAAGCACACGUACGGCGACAACUGCACCCUGAAGUGCAACUGCACGCAUGACUGCGGCUGUGACACCGUCCACGGGCUGUGUGUCACCAUCGACCAGUGUCGGGAGAUGAAGUGGAAGGCCGAGCAGGAUCUGAAGGCGGAAGCCAAACGACGCUACGAGCGACAGGCGGGGACUGAGCCAGCAUCAGGCAACACCAAACGGGGUACUCAGAUGAUGUGUUCGGUGAUGGAGAAAGAGUUUCAAGAACUCAUGCUUAAACUGACCAACAAGGUGGACAUCCCCCAAAUGCCGCUGUUUAUCGUCCUCAGUGUUACCAUGAUCAUCAUGUUCAUCUUGGGUAUAUGCGAUUUUCUCGUGCAACGGUCCAAGGAUAACUACAGAGCCAACUGGGAGAGGGAGCAUCUGGACAAGGCCCUGGAACUCGCCGAAAACAGGGGAACUUCCGAGAAGCAGGAGGAUCAACAACCGUCGGAAACUAACGCAUCUAGUGCACAAGAUCAACAAGCGUCGUAA
This is a messenger RNA of Physella acuta, 874 nucleotides long. RefSeq names its product protein draper-like. Gene Ontology annotation, molecular function: scavenger receptor activity. NCBI's taxonomy places the organism in Eukaryota, Metazoa, Mollusca, Gastropoda, Physidae. The record is from RefSeq and is a predicted model, not a curated record.